AAACUCUUAAAACAAAGUCUAGACUAUUCAGUACACGCUACACGGUACACCGUCUUCUUCUUUGUUAGAGAAAAUCAAUCGUAAAUUUUCUCUCUCAUCUGAAAGUUGUUCGACAAAUCAAUGGAUUCCGACGUAGUUAUGGUUCCCGCCGGCGAGGGUUCCAGCGCCGCCGGCCCUUCUUCCAAGAAACCCAAACGUUUCGAGAUCAAAAAGUGGAACGCCGUCGCUCUUUGGGCUUGGGAUAUUGUUGUCGACAAUUGUGCUAUUUGUCGUAAUCAUAUUAUGGAUCUUUGUAUUGAAUGCCAAGCUAAUCAAGCUAGCGCUACGAGUGAGGAGUGCACUGUUGCCUGGGGUGUUUGCAACCAUGCCUUCCAUUUCCAUUGCAUCAGCCGUUGGUUAAAAACUCGUCAAGUCUGCCCAUUAGAUAAUAGUGAGUGGGAGUUUCAGAAAUAUGGCCAUUAGUUUUGGUUUUGUGGAAUGUGUAGAGCGGCUUUCUUCAGCUCAUUUGGGGGUGGUCAGUGGAGAUUUUGUAACCAAAAAAAGAAAAAGAUAAAAAACGGUUUCAUCAAAUUGUCUCUUUUUUUUUUUUUUUUCGCGGUUGAAGUUGUGAAGAAUGUUGUAACGUUUCCCGAGUUGCCUUGAAGUCUUGAGAUUACAUGCUCUGGACAAGCACUUGGUCAUCUGUGUAACCUUGACUCUGAAAUUAGAUUGUUUCUACUUAUGGAUAAAUGAUAAUGAUUCCAAUGCUAUCCUUGAAAAGUUGAAAAGCUGCUACAUUUUCUUUUCCA
Chenopodium quinoa (quinoa) is the source of this 788-nucleotide messenger RNA. Its product is annotated as RING-box protein 1a. Gene Ontology annotation, biological process: ubiquitin-dependent protein catabolic process; protein ubiquitination. The transcript is spliced from 5 exons. Bases 121 to 462 code for a protein of 113 amino acids. Lineage: Eukaryota; Viridiplantae; Streptophyta; Magnoliopsida; Caryophyllales; Amaranthaceae. Gene Ontology annotation, cellular component: nucleus; cullin-RING ubiquitin ligase complex. The record is from RefSeq and is a predicted model, not a curated record. Gene Ontology annotation, molecular function: zinc ion binding; ubiquitin protein ligase activity; cullin family protein binding.